AUGAGCCAAGGCGCUGCUUCCUCUUCGUCUUCUCUACCCUUCGACGACGACGGACUGAUGCUCGACGGGUCGGAAUCCGGUUGGGUGGAGGCCCGAACCCGCUGCGAUCACCUGGGUUUGCUGUCAUCGGAUCUCACCCAUAUUCCAACCCCGGAUACUGCUUGCUACGGGUGCCAACACCCUCAAGAGAAUUGGUUGUGCUUAAGUUGCAAAGAUGUUCUGUGUAGCCGUUUUGUGAAUAAGCACAUGCUCCACCAUUUUCACCAAAAGAAUCAUCCUUUGGCACUUAGCUUCAGUGACCUAUCAGUCUGGUGUUUCUCCUGUGAUGCAUAUCUGGACGCUCAAGCGAUCUUGUCCCUCAGGCCAGUCUAUGAAACUGCAUACAUUCUUAAAUUUGGGGAAGCUCCUCCGUUCCGGGCUGUCGUCAAUUUGCACCCUGGUGAGGACGGCGCAAGUGCUGCUCCUCCGGCCAAGUCGUAG
Molecule: messenger RNA, 480 nt
Organism: Oldenlandia corymbosa var. corymbosa
Lineage: Eukaryota; Viridiplantae; Streptophyta; Magnoliopsida; Gentianales; Rubiaceae
Source: the annotation of a GenBank genome assembly